CACGACUCACCUUUGCCACACUGCUGGAAAUACCGUAUGCGAAAACCUAUAAAAAAGUGCUUUUGGAUUCAAAAAAACUAUGUCGGCAAAAAAUGCCGCCUGCUCUAUGAGGAAAUGCCCACUGUGGCGCAGUGGCUUUUUCGAACUAGUGGAGUUGACCCAAUGGUCAAAAAGUGCUGAUCGCGCCUUUGGACGAUCUCUCUCAAAGAAGAGCAGCGCGAUCUCAGAACUGCAACAAAGGAUUAACAGUAUUAGAUUUUCGUAGGAGGGAGAAUUCAUAGAUUCAAUUAAUGUGUCACUGGAAGAAACGCUGUCGAGAAGGCGCUGUUUGCCUGCAGCUGAGUUAUGAUUAACACUUCGUAACAAUUCAGCUGAGCAGCUGUUUAAAAUUAUAAAGCAAUAUCAUCGUCCAUGCCAAGAAAAUACGUCAAUAACAUGUUUCUAUGAUCCAAAUACUUAUAUGUGUUUAUGUGAUCAGAGAAAACAUACAACACUGUGUUACAAUUAUGACUUUGAUUAUGACAAAUGUUAUUUUUGUUUAAAUGAAGGCCGAUGUUUUUUUGGAAAUAAAGAGACUAAUCUCAGUGAUUUCAUCUGUCGUUGUCCAUUAUGUAAGUUGAGGUCUUUUACUGAUCCUUCAUAUAUGUUACUGCCAAUAUUUAUUUUAGGCCAUUAUGGUUCAAUUUGUCAAUAUCGUACUGAUCAAUUUGGUUUUUCGUUAGAAAUUUUGUUGAUUAUGGAUAAUUCAAAUAAAUUUGUUCAAACAACUGUUGACGAAUACGACGAUGAUGAACAAAAUAGUGCACUACUAUCAAGAAUCAUUCAAUUCAAGAGAGAAUCAGUUGUAUAUUUGUUAGCUUCUGGUUUGAUGAUGUUGACAGGUUUAGUCAGUAACACAUUUUCAAUAAUUACAUUAAUUCAACCGUCAAUUCAACGUUCAACUAUUAUUUGGUUUAUUAUUUUAACAUCCAUUACAAGUCAACUAACUCUUACGUUUUUAUUUACCCAAGUACUAUAUGUCAUUCUCAAUCAAUAUUCUAUAAUACAUAAUUCAUUAAUAAAUGUUAUUAUGUGUAAAUCAUCUUCGUAUUUAUUAGAAACAUGUAGUUAUAUAAGUAAAUGGUCAAUUGGCGUCUUGUCAAUAAAUCGAACAGAAACGACAAAAAGUAUGAAAAUAUCAACAGCUCGUAGUAAGAAAAAUAUUAAAUUUACAAGUGAAGAUAAACAAAAAUUAAUAUUGUAUGGAGUAAUCAUAAUUCUAGUGUCAGCAAGUACGGUUACGGAUAUUUCAUUUCAUAGAAUAAUUUCUGACCGUCAAAAUAACAAUCAGGAUAUAUGUAUAAUGGAAUAUUCGUCAAGUGUAUGGAAAACAUUUGAUACUAUCGUUUUAUUUAUUCAUCAACUUGUACCGUUUAUGUUUAAUGUUUAUGCUACUGGUAUAAUACUUUUAAUGGCGGCACGAAAGGACACUUGGAAACAUACAUAG
This is a messenger RNA of Didymodactylos carnosus, 1486 nucleotides long. The record is from the annotation of a GenBank genome assembly. NCBI's taxonomy places the organism in Eukaryota, Metazoa, Rotifera, Eurotatoria, Philodinida, Philodinidae.